Rotaria sp. Silwood2 is the source of this 446-nucleotide messenger RNA. The record is from the annotation of a GenBank genome assembly. NCBI's taxonomy places the organism in Eukaryota, Metazoa, Rotifera, Eurotatoria, Philodinida, Philodinidae.
AUGCAGUGCAAGGCGCGUCGCGUAGCCAAGGCUGAUGCCUUAGCAAGCGAAAUGUCACAACCUCGCGCAGCAAUGCGCCCGCGAAGUGUAAAUGCGGCCAGCUCCCGAAGGGUUUGCCUCAUAACGCGUGCUGGACUGCAAGGNACAAUUCGACUCGUUGUCAAUAGCCACCGCUAUUGACUGCCUCGUCCGUCUUGCCAGCCCACGUUAUGAGACAAACGCAUCUCACCCCUAUUUAUGAAAUGAGUUCUACAUUAAGCCUGAUGAUGGUGCAUGACCGUAAAAACCAUGUCAAUCAAUUAAUUGUGUGUUUUAUAUUAAUGCGCAACAAAGUGUAAGUGGACUUGUGUUGGCUGUUUGACUUUGAUAAUCGCACUCUUUGCUCUGACUCGCUUUGUCCUGAAUAUAGGCAUGCAUGAUGUGUGGGUAAGGGUAUUGAAAGCGGG